UGUUCUCCACGAGCUCACGCAUUAAGAAACGCAAAGAACACAGAAAUGGACAUAUGCAGUAGAAGACUUCAUUUGUCUUCAUAAACACCCAAAAAACCCUAAUUUCAUCCCCCAUUUGCACCUUCUUGCACUCCAUAAACUCCAUUAUUCUGUCAAAUCUCCUGCUUACUCAGAGAUGAAAUAGUACGAUUUCAUAGGCCUUAAUGCUAGUUCAGAGGUUCAAAAUCGUGGUCCGGUCAUCGAUAAUUGGCUUCCAUUACUGACUUACUGUCAUUUUGGACUGCGUCUAUUAUUUGACUCUCUCUCUCUCUCUCUCUCUCUCUCUCUCAUAAGCACACACAUUCCUUCACUCAGUUCGUUUCUGCGAAUUUGUUGAAUGAGAAAAAAGGGAGGAAAAGAGGGGAAAAUGGGAAGACUACCAUGUUGCGAUAAAGGCGAGGUGAAAAAAGGUGCUUGGACCCCUGAAGAAGACAGGAUACUUCUCGAUUAUAUUACUAAGAACGGCCAUGGCACUUGGCGUUCUUUCCCUAAACUUGCAGGUCUCCGGCGAUGUGGAAAAAGCUGUAGGCUGAGAUGGACAAACUAUCUUCGUCCUGAUAUAAAACGUGGUGCUUUCACUUUUGAAGAAGAGCAAACCAUUUUCCAGCUGCAUACCUUGCUUGGUAACAAGUGGGCAGCUAUAGCAUCAAGGCUGCCAGGAAGAACAGACAACGAGAUAAAAAACUACUGGAACUCUCAUUUAAGGAAACGCAUCCCAAAUUUACAAGCCAACUCAGAUUCCAUGUCAGCAGAAGAUAUAAAACCCAAGCUCUUGUCAACCAGCCACAUGGCAGAAUGGGAGAGUGCCAGGGUGGAGGCGAUGGAUCCCAUUGUUACUGGUGGAGGCGAUUGUGACUACUUUAUGAAAGCAUGGAAUUCUGUAGGUGGUGAUGCGUUUCAAAGAGGAAAGGAAUUGGAAUUGGUGAUUAAAGUGGAAUCGGAAUCGGUGAUUACAAUGCAAGCUGAGGAGGGGACGAAUAGUAAUUCCUACUCUCCAAACUCUUAUAAAACAGAGAAAUCAUCUGAUAUAACGUUGGACCUGUUGCUUGAUUUUCCAAAUGAAGGGGAAUAUCUAGAAUAUUUAAAUGAUAAUUCGGCUUAGAAAAUGUUUGGUUGUUUGUAAUCGGUAAUCCUUCUUACUUAUUUACUCUAAGACUUGUUAGGAAUCUGAA
Molecule: messenger RNA, 1211 nt
Organism: Lactuca virosa
Lineage: Eukaryota; Viridiplantae; Streptophyta; Magnoliopsida; Asterales; Asteraceae
Source: the annotation of a GenBank genome assembly